Molecule: messenger RNA, 699 nt
Organism: Dryobates pubescens (Downy woodpecker)
Lineage: Eukaryota; Metazoa; Chordata; Aves; Piciformes; Picidae
Product: interleukin-2 receptor subunit alpha
Exons: 6
Coding region: 1-699 (232 amino acids)
Biological process (GO): inflammatory response
Molecular function (GO): interleukin-2 receptor activity; interleukin-2 binding
Source: RefSeq, a predicted model, not a curated record
AUGGAGCUCAAGUGCCUUUUGAUGUGGCUCUUGUUUGGAUCCGUCAAGGAAGACAAGACAGAAAAAUGCCCAGCUCUUCCAACAAUUGAGUUUGCUGAUAGUACUGCUGAAACAUAUCAACUGGGAACCAGACUGUAUUAUGAAUGUGACAGGGGCUACAAGAGAAGGAGUGGCCAACACUCAGUAAUUCGGUGUCAGAGUGCAAAGCACGGUGCUUCUUGGGACUACAAGGAAUUCGAAUGCAUUGCAAAUCUAACUUUUCCCACAGAUGAGAAAACUUUGUUGUCAACAGCUCCCACCACAAAGUCAGUUUUCACUCAGAAGCCAGAGAGAAAAACACCACAGAAGCAAGAAAACUUUUUGGGGUUUGAGCAGAAAGAUUUGUGUGGUCCUCCCAGGACUAUUCCACAUGCCUCUUUAAGUGUGAACAGAAAGUAUUACGUGGGGCAAGUGCUGCAUUUCAAAUGCCAGAGCGGUUAUGAUAAGCAACCCCCCACCUCUGGCACCCGCAUGUGCAAGAAGAAAAAUGGCAAAAUCAUCUGGACCCACCUGGACAUGAGAUGCACCAACAACACCAAUGAGUGGCCACCACAGACUAACAAGCUAGUUUCGACUCAUCCAUCCUUCUCCUCAUCUGUGAUGCUGCCAGUGACAGCAAUCUCUUUCAUUCUGUUCAUCAUCCCUGCUGUCUUCAUGUGA